UCUAAUCUAUUCCCGAUUGUUUUGUUAGGUUAUCUUUCUGUCAAUUAAUAUCAUUAACCGUUAUAGUUAUAAUCAUAUAAAAUUUAUUAUAGCGUAAAUUUAACUAAGUAUAUAAACAAUGGGUGAAGCUCUCACUAAUAAACGAAAAAGUCGUCUAGCGGUUUUCGAACAUCUUCCAACAGAUUCAAAAAAGGUUAAACGUGAUGGAAACUCGGCUCCUUCAACAGAAUGUCGUAUGAUUAUAAAUGAAGAAGAACUACAGACUUUGAUUAAACCUCGAAAUAGAGGUGUUCGCUUGGUGGAAGAACCCCUACAACUAUUGUGCAAGUGGACUGAUUGCACAGAUUCGUUUACAGAUUAUAGUAGUUAUAUGAAACAUGUAAAUAAUCACGUUCUUUAUUUGGAAGCAAGUGGUUCGAAAGUAUUAAAAUGUUUAUGGGGAAAAUGCGAUAUAACCAUAGAUAAUAUAAUGGGUUUAUUAAAACAUGUCAGUUUUCAUGCGUAUCACAACAAAUUAAAAAGUAUUGGUGAAAAUAUGGUUGGUAGAUUAAAACUACCUAAAUGUUAUAAAUCCGAAGAAUUUACUGUUCCCGGUGAUUUACCUGAUUUUAAUUGCGAUUGGGGGACUUGUGAUAAAUAUUUCGUUUCUAUUAAUGAUUUUCAAUUUCAUAUUAAGUUGCAUGUCAAUGCUAAUCCCAAGUAUUGUAAGAAAGGUGAAUCAAUUGAUUGUCAAUGGAGAGAUUGUAAACUUAAAUUAUCUUCUCAAUAUAAACUCUCAGAUCAUAUGAGAUCUCACACUAAAGAAAGAGUAGUUGCUUGUCCCACUUGUGGAACUAUGUUUGCAACUAAAACAAAGUUUUGUGAUCAUCGAAAAAGACAAUUACCGUUAGAGUUGCAAAGUUAUCAAUGUUCUCAGUGCUCAAAGCUUUUCUCAACCGAACGUUUAUUAAGAGAUCAUAUGCGGGCACAUAUAAACCAUUACAAGUGUAAUUUUUGUGAUAUGACUUGCCCAAAGCCUUCAAAUUUAGCCAAACAUAUUAGGUUUCGUCACAUGAAUGAAAGGCCAUUUAAAUGUAAUCUUUGUAAACACUCAUGUGUCUCAAAGGAUCAUUUAGAACAACACUUAACAACUCAUUGUGGCGAAAAAUUAAUGGCUUGUGAUGAAUGCGAUUUUCGUUGUCGAUCACUUUAUGGAUUAGAAAGACAUUAUCAAAAAGAACAUGGAAAUGGUUGGACACAUUUUUAUGAAUGCCACUGUUGUUUAAAAAGAUUUAGUCGUGGAAAUCAAUUAACAAAACAUUUAAUCAGCGUUCACGAUUAUCAUUGGCCUUCAGGACACUCAAGAUUUCGUUACAAAGAAGACACCGACGGAAUUUUAAGAUUACAAACUGUAAGGUAUGAAAGUUUAGAGGUAACACAAGAGAUGAUUGAGUCGAACAAUCAGAAUUCGACUACCGAUCCGAAAAGAGCAUCGAAACAUUACGUUUUGAUGACUUCGGAAACUGGCGAGGAAAAAGUGGUUUGUUCCACUGAUAACAAUGUUGUAAUAACAAUAGCCGACGUUGACGCUAAAGGACACGUUGUCAAAUCGGAAACGAUGGAAUCGAAUGAGAUGUGUGUUAAAAAUGAUGUUCGUUUGGUUAAAAAGGAAACAGUAUAAUUUCUUACAAUUUUUUUAUUGUAUUAAUAUAACAGUUUAAGUCAAGAAACAAAAUGUAUUAAUGCUUCUAAAGUAACAGUUCCACAAGUAUUCCUUACUAUCAUAUUGAUUCAUUCCUUACUUCAUUUUCUAAUAUUUUUCCCCACGACGUUCUGUCCUAGAUUGUGCUAGUCCACCAGGUUUGUUCCUUUUUUGUUCUUCAUCUGGCGCAUAAAGUGGCCGUACCUAAUAGCAAACCUAAAUCUAAAUAUGUUAUCUAAAUAUAUUUGGAUUGGAAGUUAAAAAAGAAAUUUUAAGUAAACUAAUUUAUUUACAAAUUUUUAUUGUGUAUCACAUACAAUAAAAAGGUUUACAUAAAUACACAAAUUGUUUUAAAUACAUGUACAAAAAAGUCGUCUUUAAUAAUAAUAAUAAUAAAAGUUUUGAGCUUAAA
Onthophagus taurus is the source of this 2093-nucleotide messenger RNA. RefSeq names its product Histone H4 transcription factor. The record is from RefSeq and is a predicted model, not a curated record. Gene Ontology annotation, biological process: regulation of DNA-templated transcription. NCBI's taxonomy places the organism in Eukaryota, Metazoa, Arthropoda, Insecta, Coleoptera, Scarabaeidae. Gene Ontology annotation, molecular function: RNA polymerase II cis-regulatory region sequence-specific DNA binding; DNA-binding transcription factor activity, RNA polymerase II-specific.